UAGUGGUAGUGCUAAAAAUGGGCCAAGCUAAUAAAAGCAACGGAGCAGAUUUGAAGUUAUGGGGAGCCACAGAUAGAAAGGACACGCGUGACCAACAACAUGAAUGUCGUUCGUUCAUAGAACCGGACGUUGUUGAGGUAAUGUCGUGUGGACAUUCAUUCAUUUAAAGACCCAAACACAUUGAAAGUUGAGUUUGAUUUUGCCAUUUGGGCGUCCUCUCCUCUAUCUCACUUUUUACUUUCAGAUUUUGAAAGAUAAUGGCAGACACUGAGGAUAUUCAGCCACUCGUCUGCGAUAAUGGGACAGGAAUGGUUAAGGCUGGAUUUGCUGGAGAUGAUGCUCCAAGGGCAGUGUUUCCUAGCAUUGUUGGUCGACCACGUCACACUGGUGUGAUGGUUGGGAUGGGGCAAAAGGAUGCAUAUGUUGGGGACGAAGCUCAGUCCAAGCGUGGUAUUCUAACACUGAAAUACCCCAUUGAACAUGGUAUUGUGAGUAACUGGGAUGACAUGGAGAAGAUCUGGCAUCACACCUUCUACAAUGAACUCCGUGUGGCCCCAGAGGAGCACCCUGUUCUGCUCACUGAAGCCCCUCUCAACCCAAAGGCUAAUCGUGAGAAAAUGACCCAAAUCAUGUUUGAGACCUUCAACACUCCUGCUAUGUAUGUUGCCAUCCAGGCUGUCCUUUCUCUCUAUGCCAGUGGCCGUACAACUGGUAUUGUUCUGGACUCUGGAGACGGUGUGAGCCACACUGUGCCCAUUUAUGAAGGGUAUGCCCUCCCCCAUGCCAUCCUCCGUCUUGACUUGGCAGGGCGUGACCUCACUGAUGCCCUGAUGAAAAUCCUCACUGAGCGUGGUUAUUCCUUCACUACCACAGCUGAGCGAGAAAUUGUGAGAGAUAUGAAGGAAAAGCUGGCUUAUAUUGCCCUUGAUUAUGAGCAAGAACUUGAGACUUCAAAAACUAGCUCUGCUGUUGAGAAGAGCUAUGAGCUGCCUGAUGGACAGGUCAUCACCAUUGGUGCUGAGCGAUUCCGCUGUCCUGAAGUCCUCUUCCAGCCAUCCAUGAUUGGAAUGGAAGCUGUUGGCAUUCAUGAGACCACAUACAACUCUAUUAUGAAGUGUGAUGUGGACAUCAGGAAGGACUUGUAUGGAAACAUAGUCCUCAGUGGUGGCUCUACCAUGUUCCCUGGUAUUGCUGACAGAAUGAGCAAGGAAAUCACUGCCUUGGCCCCAAGCAGCAUGAAGAUCAAGGUGGUUGCUCCACCCGAGAGGAAGUACAGUGUCUGGAUUGGUGGCUCUAUCUUGGCUUCUCUCAGCACUUUUCAACAGAUGUGGAUUGCAAAGGCAGAGUAUGAUGAGUCUGGUCCUUCAAUUGUACACAGGAAAUGCUUUUAAAUGCUGCAGAAUGACUUGGUGUAGGUACGGUGUCCUCCUUUGGCAAUACAGUAGCACCUUGCAAUUCUUGAAGAUUUUUUCCUAAGAAAUGUUUGUGUUGUUAGAACAGUGAAGUGACAUAAAGUGGAGUUUGAUGGCAGAAUUAAUUCUUUCAUUUGUUUUGUUUUUACCAUUGGUAAUUGUUGAACAGUUGAUCUUUAAUGAUAAGUCAAAACCAUUUCAAUUUAUUA
Messenger RNA from Cajanus cajan (pigeon pea), 1621 nucleotides. Its product is annotated as actin. The record is from RefSeq and is a predicted model, not a curated record. Lineage: Eukaryota; Viridiplantae; Streptophyta; Magnoliopsida; Fabales; Fabaceae.